GAGAUACUCGAUGGAAUAGCUAUCUUACUUGUUGUUCAAUUACUAAAUUUGAACCAUCUCAAUUAAAUACUUGUCAUCGACCAAAUGAUCCAUUAACUAUUUCCCAAGAUAUUUAUUCAAUUAUUAUGAAUGAAAAUUUUUGGAAAAAUUUAAUAAAACUAGAACAACUUUUAAUUUCUUAUUGUCAAAUUCUCAAUAUAUUACAAACAAAUAAAGCAAGAUUAUAUGAAGUUUUACAUGGGAAUCUUGAAAACAGCUAUUACUUAUUCUUUCUUGACUUCUUCAUCCAUUUUACUGAACAAAAUAUUUUACAUCACCAUCUUCAUCAAGAAUUAAUUAUUUACAUAUGGAAAAAUGGAAAGAAGUAUACUUUUGAUAAUGAAACAAUUCAUCAAUUUGAAAAUAAUAUAUAUAAAUAUUGGUAUUGGAUUAAAGAUAUAUAUCCAAAAAUAGGAACAGUUGCUUCUAGAAUUUUUGGUAUUUGUGCUAAUGCUAUAUCAGUUGAAAGAUUAUGGAGUAAUAUGGGAUUUUAUCAUAUCAAAAAUAGAAAUAAAUUGAAG
Molecule: messenger RNA, 560 nt
Organism: Diversispora eburnea
Lineage: Eukaryota; Fungi; Glomeromycota; Glomeromycetes; Diversisporales; Diversisporaceae
Source: the annotation of a GenBank genome assembly